GUUGCGUUGGGCAGUCAUUGCUGCAACAAGCUCCCGCUCUCUCUCUCUCCACAGUGGGAAUACUACUAAAAACCCAAAUGAUUUAGGUAACUACACUGGAGGGAAAAACAUAAAAAAAACACACACACACACACACACUCAGAGAGCGGGAGAUCGAGAUAGAGAUGGAUUGUUGUAGUUGGGUUCGACUUCUGGUGCUGGCGGCAUGCUUGUUUCCGGCUUUGGUCGAGUGCAGGGUUCGUCAUUACAAGUUCAAUGUGGUGUUGAGGAAUGCCACCAGGCUGUGCACCACCAAACCCAUCGUGACAGUGAAUGGGAAAUGGCCAGGCCCAACUCUCUAUGCCAGGGAAGGCGACACGGUGCUCGUCAGGGUCACCAACCACGUCCAAUACAAUAUGACCAUCCAUUGGCAUGGUAUUAGACAGUUGCGGACCGGGUGGGCUGAUGGGCCAGCAUACAUCACGCAGUGCCCAAUCCAGCCGGGGCAAAGCUAUGUGUACAACUUCACAGUGACAGGCCAACGAGGAACCCUACUUUGGCAUGCACACAUCACAUGGCUACGUGUCACUGUCCAUGGCGGCAUCGUCAUCUUGCCCAAGCGUGGCGUCCCAUAUCCAUUCCCUAAACCCCAUGAGGAAAAAAUCCUCCUACUAGGUGAAUGGUGGAAUUCAGACGUAGAAACUGUGAUCAAUCAAGCACUUCAGUCAGGGUUGGCACCAAAUGUCUCCGAUGCUCAUACCAUCAACGGACUUCCCGGACCCAAUGCAAAUUGUUCUUCUGACGAUGGGUUCAAAUUGAACGUGGAGGGCGGCAAAACCUACCUUCUCCGCAUUAUCAAUGCUGCACUCAAUGAAGAACUCUUUUUUAAGAUCGCCGGCCACAACCUCACCAUCGUCGAAGUCGACGCCGUCUACACAAAACCUUUCCAAAUUGAUACCAUCGUCAUAACCCCAGGCCAAACCACAAAUGCCCUCCUAACCGCCGACAAGGGCUCCGGCAAGUACUCCAUCGUCGUCUCCCCCUUCAUGGACUCCCCCGUGGCGGUUGACAACGCGACCGCCACCGCCACCCUGCACUACUCCGGCACCCUAUCGACAGCCGCUACCACCCUCGCCGUCCCACCGCCGCAAAACGCCACCGCAGUGGCCAACAGCUUCAUAAACUCCAUCCGAAGCCUCAACUCCAAAAAGUACCCCGCGACCGUGCCCUUGACGGUCGACCACUCUCUUUUGUUCACGGUCGGGCUCGGGAUUAACCCCUGCGCGACUUGCGUCGCGGGCAACGGGAGCCGCGCGGUUGCGUCGGUGAACAACGUCACCUUUGUCAUGCCCACCAUGGCACUCCUUCAAGCACACUUCUUCAACAUAAGCGGGGUUUUCACAACGGAUUUUCCCGGUAAUCCGCCGAUAGCUUUCAACUACACCGGCACACCGCCGAAGAACUUGGCGACGGUAAAUGGGACAAAGGUAUAUAGGGUUGCUUACAAUGAAACAGUUCAGGUUGUCUUGCAAGAUACGGGUUUGAUAGCUCCGGAGAACCAUCCAGUUCAUCUUCAUGGGUAUAACUUCUUUGGGGUUGGCAAGGGAUUGGGGAAUUAUAACCCGAAAAAGGAUCCGAAAAUGUUUAAUCUAGUGGACCCAGUUGAGAGGAACACAAUUGGAGUGCCAUCUGGUGGAUGGGUGGCUAUUAGAUUUCGUGCAGAUAAUCCAGGGGUUUGGUUCUUGCAUUGUCAUUUGGAAGUGCAUACAACUUGGGGGCUUAAGAUGGCAUUCUUGGUGGGCAAUGGCAAAGGACCUAAUGAAUACCUUCCACCACCUCCAAGUGAUCUCCCAACAUGUUAAGACGGACACAACAACAAGAGUUAAUUACAAGACUCUCUAACUAUAUACUGAAUUUUAGGGAUUUUCUUUGCCAAAGAAGAGAUAAAUAGAUAACUGAAAGGCAACACAAUUAAUAAAAAGUUCGAAGGGCGCUCUGGUUUGAUUGUUUCUUGGGAGAAUGAAGCUGCUCAAGCAUAUGUGAAUAAAGUGGCAGCAAGGGCAUUUUGAUUUCAAUAUACAUUUUUUUGUUACAUGUUUUCAAAUAUGUAACUCCUCUGUUAUAUAUAUAUAUAUAUAUAUAUUUCCAUACUUCGGAAAACAUGUUUCUAUUAUAUAUAAAAAUUUCAAAUUUCUUCC
Malania oleifera is the source of this 2177-nucleotide messenger RNA. RefSeq names its product laccase-4-like. The coding region runs from base 165 to 1841 and encodes 558 amino acids. The record is from RefSeq and is a predicted model, not a curated record. Gene Ontology annotation, molecular function: hydroquinone:oxygen oxidoreductase activity; copper ion binding. Lineage: Eukaryota; Viridiplantae; Streptophyta; Magnoliopsida; Santalales; Ximeniaceae. Gene Ontology annotation, cellular component: apoplast. Gene Ontology annotation, biological process: lignin catabolic process. The transcript is spliced from 6 exons.